Molecule: messenger RNA, 2874 nt
Organism: Amborella trichopoda
Lineage: Eukaryota; Viridiplantae; Streptophyta; Magnoliopsida; Amborellales; Amborellaceae
Source: RefSeq, a predicted model, not a curated record
UGUUACUCCGAAAAGGCAUUUGAAGCUUGCACUCUCAGAGAAAGCAUUAAUCUCUCUCCCAAAUGCUUUAUUUCUCUCUCUAAAAUGCGGGUUCGUUUGGAGCUCUAAUGGCGGAUUUCAGACCAAAAUACCGUAGAAAUUAACUAUUUUUAAUAGCAUCCAUUUACGUCCGCUAAGGGGGUUUUGUGUGAAAAUGGAGCUGUGAUGGUGGAUCCUGCUGCUGCAACUGAAUAUUACCGGGAAGUGAAGAGUUAGACUGUCAUUUGGAGCUUUAACGGCGGUUCCUGAUAUGAAAUCUGAAGAUUCAGUUGUAAACGGCAUUGGAGAUAUCAAGAUAUCUGUGUUUUCUGGUUGUCAGAGUUGCAGGGCUUGACUACAGCUCUGUGAUGCCAGAGUUUCAAACAAACUGUGUAUUUCCUGGAGAACUUUCAACAAAGAUAUUGCAAAUGACUAAAUAGGAGGCUGAUUUUGCCUGUGGUUAAUCAAGAAGAGACUGAGAAAACUGGAGACCCAGUUGUUAAAUAAACCAAUUAUCCCUUGAGAACACCAGCUUCAAUGAGAAACCCAACAACCAAAAUCCGCUGUUCUUUUUACAUUUUCUUCAUUCUCAUUUUCCAGUCUACUUUUAAAGCAGCUGCUGAUCUAAAUUCUGAUGAACAAGCACUCCUUGCCUUUGCAAAAGAAGUGCCCCAUGGCCGGAAACUUAAUUGGAGUCCAUUGAUCCCCAUUUGCCCUUCAUGGACAGGCAUAACAUGCAACCCCGAGAAAACCCACGUUAUAGCUCUACGACUCCCCGGGGUUGGGCUUUCAGGCCCAAUUCCGCCCAACACAAUCUCCAACCUCACCUCUCUCCAAACCCUAAGCCUAAGAUCCAAUCUCCUCCGUGGAAAUUUCCCACCUGAAAUAUUGGCUCUACCCUCUCUGCGCUACCUUUAUAUCCAACGAAACAACUUUUCAGGUGAGAUUCCAUCUGAUCUCUCUACAAAUCUCACCCAAAUUGAUCUUUCAAACAAUGAUUUUGUUGGAAAAAUCCCUCAAACAAUUGGAAACCUCACCCAACUCACUGGAUUGUUCCUUGAAAACAACUCUCUCAUGGGAUCCAUCCCUGAUGUCGAUCUCCCUAAGCUCAAGCAUUUGAAUCUUAGUUACAACCAACUCAAUGGCUCUAUCCCAAUUUCCCUCCAAAAUUUUUCGAAUUCUUCCUUUUUAGGUAACCCAUUUCUGUGCGGUCCGCCUCUCUUACUCCAAUGCACUCCAGUUCUUCCUACUCCUUCCCCCUCUCCUUUCAUUCCAAUCCCCCUCUCGCCUCCUCACGAACCCCCAUCUAAGAAGAAGAUAAGCACCGGGGCCAUAGUCGCAAUAGGUGUUGGAGGUGCGGCACUGCUUUUCUUGAUAGCGGCCGUUUUUCUAGUGUUUUGUGUAAAAGAAAACAAAGGAGAAGACUCAAAUGGAGAGGUGAAGGUUGGAAAGAAGGGAGAGAGGCCAAAGGACGAGUUUGGGGUCUCUGCACAAGAGGGAGAGAAGAACAAACUGGUGUUUUUCGAGGGGUGUUCUUAUACUUUUGAUCUCGAAGAUUUGUUGAGAGCUUCGGCUGAAGUUUUAGGGAAAGGGAGUUUUGGAACUGCGUACAAAGCAGUUUUAGAAGAUGGGACUACAGUUGUUGUGAAGAGAUUGAAGGAGGUGGUUGUUGGGAAGAGAGAGUUUGAAGGGCAAAUGGAGAUGAUUGGGAGGGUGGGGAAACAUCGCAAUGUUAUUCCUUUAAGGGCGUAUUAUUACUCCAAGGAUGAGAAGCUGCUUGUGUAUGAUUACGUGCCCACUGGCAACCUUUCGACUCUCCUUCAUGGAAAUCGCGGCGCGGAACGCACCCCACUCGACUGGGAUACCCGUGUACGUAUCGCCCUCGGUGCCGCCCGAGGCAUUGCCCAUCUCCACUCGGACAUUGGUGGCGGAAAAUUCACUCACGGCAACAUCAAAUCCUCCAACAUCCUCCUCACCCCUGAACUUGAACCCUUAGUCUCCGACUUUGGUCUAGCCCCACUCAUGAGCCCCCCUGCCCCUGGACCUCACCCCCGGGCUCCAGGCUAUAGGGCUCCUGAAACCCUAGAAACCCGGAGGGCCACCCAAAAGUCUGACGUCUAUAGCUUCGGUGUCCUCUUACUCGAGCUUUUGACUGGUAAAUCACCAGCCCAAGCUCACCAAGCCCAAGCACAAGGAAGUGAGGAUAUUGCUGAUUUGCCAAGAUGGGUUCAAAGUGUAGUGAGAGAAGAGUGGACAGCUGAGGUUUUUGAUGUUGAGCUCAUGAGGUAUCAGAAUAUAGAGGAGGAAAUGGUUCAGAUGUUGCAGGUGGCUAUGGCUUGUGUUGCAAGGGUGCCGGAUUUGAGGCCGAAGAUGUCAGAGGUGGUGAAGAUGGUGGAGGAUGUAAAGCAGUCAGAUUCAGAGAAUAGGCCGAGUUCAGAGGAUAACCGAUCAAAGGACUCAAAUGUGCAGACACCGUGAGAGUGAGAGUGAGAGUGAGAGCGAUGGUAUUCACAUUUCACUUGGUUGAGAUGGUGAGGUUUGAAUUCCAUGAGAGACAGAGAGAUGGUGUUCAAAUGUGAAUUGCUUAGAGAGAGAGAGAGAGGGGAUAUUCAAAUGUGAAUGAGAGAGAGAGAGAGAGAGAGAAGAGAGAGGGAGAGGGAGAUAGUAUUCAGUGAGUGAAGAGUUGUUUAAGCCGAUAUAAGCUCUUUAAUGUAACGUAGUUGUGUGAGUGAUGGUCAGCUUUCCUCUCUUUUUCUUCGUAUGAAAAUCAUUCUUAUUGUUGUUUGGGAUUAUGAUUUAUGUGAACUGAUGCAACUUCGAGUUGCCAUUAUUUCAUUGGUAGUUGGCCUCUUCCAA